Molecule: messenger RNA, 1564 nt
Organism: Drosophila willistoni
Lineage: Eukaryota; Metazoa; Arthropoda; Insecta; Diptera; Drosophilidae
Gene: Acat1
Product: acetyl-CoA acetyltransferase B, mitochondrial
Exons: 1
Coding region: 145-1386 (413 amino acids)
Biological process (GO): fatty acid beta-oxidation
Molecular function (GO): acetyl-CoA C-acetyltransferase activity
Source: RefSeq, a predicted model, not a curated record
GUGGUUGUGCAACAGGUUCUGGUACCUGGGUCUGGUUUUUGAUUAGAUUCUAAGCUAGAUCAUACCACGCAUAUCGGCUGAUCAUUGAAAUACAUUAAUUAACUUACUCAAUUAUCUGAAUUUAACACCAUUUGGUCAAUCGUGAUGUCUGCAAAUCUACUCAAGAACACAGCUGCUUUGCUAAAUUUGGCCACACGCCGAUCCUACAGUUCAAAGAUCAAUGAUGUGGUAGUAGUCGCAGCGGCUCGGACACCUAUUGGCAGUUUCCAGAGCCAGUUGGCUCCAUUGUCGGCCACCCAGUUGGGUGCUGUUGCUAUUGAGGCAGCUAUCCAACGUGCAGGCAUUGCCAAACAGGAUGUGGAUGAGGUAAUUAUGGGCAAUGUAGUCUCCGCCGGCCUGGGUCAGGCACCGGCGCGUCAGGCAGCCAUUUUUGCCGGGCUACCCACCAAUGUGUGCUGCACCACAGUGAAUAAGGUGUGCUCCUCGGGCAUGAAAUCGGUGAUGCUUGGCGCCCAAUCCCUUCAGCUCGGCUCUGCCCAAGUGGUGGUUGCCGGCGGCAUGGAAUCUAUGUCCAAUGUGCCCUAUUACUUGAAACGUGGUGCCACACCUUACGGCGGUGUCAAUCUAACCGAUGGAAUUGUUCUCGACGGCCUUUGGGAUGUUUAUAAUAAAUUCCAUAUGGGCAACUGUGCAGAAAAUACAGCAAAGAAAAUGCAAAUUUCCCGUCAGGAUCAGGAUGCAUUUGCCAUUGAGUCGUAUAAGCGUUCGGCCAAAGCCUGGGCCGACCAGGUUUUCAAGGAUGAGAUUGCCCCAGUGAAGAUUCAGCAAAAACGUAAGCCAGAAGUCACCAUUACCGAGGAUGAGGAAUAUAAGCGAGUGAAUUUCGAUAAGUUUGGACAACUGGCCACUGUUUUUCAACGUGAAAAUGGCACUGUAACCGCUGGCAAUGCAUCAACCUUAAAUGAUGGUGGAGCCGCUGUGAUCCUCAUGACAGCCGAUGCCGCCCAAAAGGCUGGCAUUAAGCCACUCGCACGAAUUGUCGCUUUCCAAGAUGCUGAGACCGAUCCUAUUGAUUUCCCCAUUGCUCCAGCUUUGGCUGUGCCCAAGCUUCUCCAGAAGGCAGGUGUUAGCAAGGAGGAUGUUGCCCUGUGGGAGAUCAACGAAGCAUUCUCUCUAGUCGUUUUGGCUAAUAUACGUAAAAUGGAUGUAGAUCCAGCCAAGGUAAACGUCCAUGGUGGUGCUGUGUCCAUCGGUCAUCCUAUUGGCAUGUCAGGAGCUCGUCUAGUUACGCAUUUGUCGCAUACCCUUAAAUCGGGUGAGUUUGGUUGUGCCUCCAUUUGCAAUGGUGGCGGCGGAGCAUCAUCCAUUUUGUUGCAGAAGCUCUAAAAAUUGAAACGGAGAAGUGCAAUUGCUUUCUCAACCAGAAAUGCAUUUAUUAAAUUUUUUGAUUUUUUGAAAUUAUUAUAAUUAUUAUGAGAAUAUAGUGUAUGUAUCUUUUGUCUUUAUCCAUUUCGUUUUUAAUCAUAUGUGAUUUGUUAUAAUAAAACUACUAUCAAGCAUUUAA